Eremomyces bilateralis CBS 781.70 is the source of this 2181-nucleotide messenger RNA. Its product is annotated as thimet oligopeptidase. NCBI's taxonomy places the organism in Eukaryota, Fungi, Ascomycota, Dothideomycetes, Eremomycetales, Eremomycetaceae. Bases 1 to 2181 code for a protein of 726 amino acids. Gene Ontology annotation, molecular function: metalloendopeptidase activity. Gene Ontology annotation, cellular component: mitochondrial intermembrane space. Gene Ontology annotation, biological process: peptide metabolic process; proteolysis. The transcript is spliced from 5 exons. The record is from RefSeq and is a predicted model, not a curated record.
AUGACGGGGGCACAGGUCCCGGAGCGGUAUCGCAAGCCGCCGCAGGCUCCGCCGACCUUCACAGCCACUCCAGAGAGUUUGAUCAAGGUUACGGAGAGGCUGAUCGCCCAAUCCAAAUCCGUGCAAGACAAGGUCGUCGCGGACAAUGAUGCCUCUAGCGCUACCUUCCGAAACGUCAACCUCCCGAUGGCCGUCGACGACAACACCAUGGCCCUCGAAUCGCACAUCAUCGGGUUCUACCAGGCGGUCAGCACCUCCAAGGAGCUCCGUGACGCUAGCACCGAAGCCGAGAAGAUGCUCGACGACUUCGGCAUCGAGUCGUCGAUGCGCGAAGAUGUCUUCAAGAUUGUCGAUGCGGUGCUCAAGAAGAACGAGCCGCUCGACCCGGAGUCCCGCCGGUUGCUCGAGAAAGACCACAAGAACUUCGUCCGGAACGGGUUGAACAUCCCCGCGGGACCGAAGCGCGACCGGUUCAAGGAGAUCAAGAAGCGGCUGAGCGAGCUGAGCAUUGAAUUCCAAAAGACGCUCAAUGAGGAGAACGGAGGCAUUUGGUUCACGCCACAGGAUCUGGAGGGCGUCCCGGCCGAUGUGGUGAAUAAUCUGGAGAAAGGUACGGGCGAGAAUGAGGGCAAAAUUCGGUUGACGUUCAAGUAUCCGGAUCUCUUCCCCACGCUCAAGUACGCCGUGAGCCCCGAUGUGCGCAAGAAGGUCUUCGUGGACAACGAGAACAAGUGCAACACCAAUGUUCCGCUGUUCAAAGAGGCGAUUGAACUGCGGGAUGAGGCAGCGAGGCUUCUGGGGUACGAGAAUCAUGCGCAGUUUAGGAUCGAGGACAAGAUGGCGAAGACGACGAAGACGGUGGACGACUUCCUUGGAGAUCUGAGGAAGCGUCUAGGUCCAGGUGGCUUGAAGGAGAUCGCUACGCUGCUGAAAAUGAAGGAGGAGGAUUUGAAGGCUCGCGGCAAGGCGCAAACCUUCGACGGACGCUACUAUCUCUGGGAUCACCGAUUCUACGAUCGCUUGUUGGUGGAGAAGGAUUACGAGGUCGACCACGAGAAGAUUGCGGACUAUUUCCCCUUGCAGACGACCAUUCGUGGGAUGCUUCAUAUCUUCGAAGAGAUCUUUGGCCUCGUCUUUGUCGAACUGACCGGAGCAGACCGAGAUGCUGUCAGCUCAUCCGGCAACGGAAAAGACAUUGUUUGGCAUGAAGACGUCGCGCUUUUCAGCGUCUGGGACGACGAGGGUGAAGGCAGCGAAUUCGUCGGUUACCUCUACCUCGACCUUCAUCCUCGCGACGGGAAAUAUGGGCACGCGGCGAACUUCAACCUGCAACCGGGCUUCCAAGUCAACUCCACCACCCGCCGCUAUCCGGCCACCGCCCUGGUCUGCAACUUCAGCAAGCCCACGCCCAAGAAACCCUCUCUCCUCCAACACGAUGAGGUCGUCACGCUAUUCCACGAACUCGGCCACGGCAUCCACGACCUCGUCUCCCGCACCACGUACUCCCGUUUCCACGGCACCAACACCGUGCGCGACUUCGUCGAAGCGCCCUCCCAGAUGCUGGAGAACUGGUGCUGGGACCCCGCACAGCUGAAGGCCCUCAGCAAGCACUACAGCUACCUGAGCCCCGACCUCGCCGCGGCGUGGAAGGAUGGGCUGCCGGAGGCGGAGAAGGGGAACGCGGCGCCCGAGGAGCAGAUCCCGGAUGCGCUGCUGGAGAAGUUGGUGCGGACGAAGCAUGUCAAUGCGGCGAUGUUCAAUUUGCGCCAGCUGCACUUUGGGAUCUAUGAUAUGACGGUGCAUACGCCCUCGAGCCAUGAUGAGGUGGUGAAGCUCGACCCGACUGUGCUGUAUAAUCAGCUGAGGCACGAGAUUGCGAGGCUACAGGGGCUGGAGGUUGAUGGGAAGGGGUGGAACUGGGCGAACGGCCAAUCAACCUUCGGACACUUGAUCGGCGGCUACGAUGCCGGGUACUACGGCUAUCUCUACUCCCAAGUUUACAGCGCGGACAUGUUUCACUCCGUCUUCGCCAAGGAUCCGAUGAACGGAAAGGAAGGAAGGAGAUAUCGACAUACGGUUCUCGAAAAGGGCGGAAGUCGGGAGGAGAUGGAGUCGUUGAGGGAGUUCCUUGGGCGGGAGCCUAGCACGGAGUCGUUCUAUAAAGAGCUGGGAUUGAACUGA